Messenger RNA from Schistocerca serialis cubense, 1129 nucleotides. RefSeq names its product tRNA-splicing endonuclease subunit Sen34 (gene Tsen34). Gene Ontology annotation, cellular component: tRNA-intron endonuclease complex. Gene Ontology annotation, biological process: tRNA-type intron splice site recognition and cleavage; tRNA splicing, via endonucleolytic cleavage and ligation. The record is from RefSeq and is a predicted model, not a curated record. Lineage: Eukaryota; Metazoa; Arthropoda; Insecta; Orthoptera; Acrididae. The transcript is spliced from 5 exons. Bases 149 to 1039 code for a protein of 296 amino acids. Gene Ontology annotation, molecular function: nucleic acid binding; tRNA-intron lyase activity.
CUAAGAGAUCACUGGAAUCAAUAAACUGUGAACUGCGAAGUGUGAAUAACUUUGACAUAGGUGCAGUUUGUUUAUCACAUUUGUUUGCAAACAGACUGAUAACUUCAGUAUAUGUGAUCAGUAUUACGUUUUGCUGUGACUGAAAUUCAUGAUGAUAACGUUAACAGUUAGCGACGGUAAAGCCUUUGUUUGGAAUGCUGAUGAUUGGCUGACACUUAGAGAACAACAUCGUAUUAUUGGAAAUCUCAUAGGGUGCUUGCCACACAUGCCACGGCAAGAGACAUUUCUCGGUCUGCCUUUGGAACUUUUGCCAGAGGAAGCAACAUUACUAGUAGAGAAAAAAAUUGCAACUUUAGCUCGCUUCCCAUCACUGUCCCGAGCACCUGGCUCUGGAAUCCAAAAUGAAUAUGAAAAAUACAGGAAAAGAAUUUAUGAAGAACAGACAGAGCACUUAAUGCAAUCACGAAGAGAACAAGUAACGAAUAUGAUAGACAAAAUAGUAGAAGGCAAGAAACUUAAGUUAAUGGGUGUCAAGAAAAGUAAAAGGAAAAAGACUGAAUCUCCCCCAGAAGAGGCGUUAUGUGACAUGGAGGACAUCGUCAUUGAUAAGGAAGAGCUGCUAAAAGAAGAGUUCGCUAAAAUAAAACCAGUGACCAUUGAAAACACUCUUGUUCAAAUUUUUUCAGUAUAUCCUUGGCUGAGGCAGGAAGAUGCCUGCCCAGUAAGAUGGGAAUUCCCAAAAUCACCAUUGGAUAAAAUACGCUACAAAGUAUUUAAGGAUUUGUGGGACAAGGGUUACUACAUGACCAGUGGUAAAAAGUUUGGUGGAGACUUUUUAGUGUAUCGAGGCGACCCACUUAAAUUUCACGCACAUUUUCUCAUUUUGUGCAAGGAACGAGAAUGUUCAAUCUCUCUCUAUGAAUUUAUAACCUUUGGAAGACUGGGAACUAAUGUCAGAAAGAGGGCUGUGAUUGCCACUCUGUCCGAAGAUGGAGACCUCAUUUAUCAGUCGGUAAAAUGGAGAGACAGACAGAGAUAGUAUGGUGUGUUGCUUUGUGCAGUAUGUUUCAGACAGUUAUUGUAACAAUUAUAAAACACAUUGUAAAUAAAUUAUUAUUACUGAAAGCCA